AUGGGGGCCAGAGCGCGACGUCCACAGCCGCGCAAGGAGAAGAGCGCUUCGCCCUUGUCCAUCAACACCAACGGCGACGCCAACACCAACGGUAACGGCAAGGCCGCGCGCAAGCACCAAAACGGCACCAUGAACGCCGGCGUCGAGAUGCGCCGUAAAACGGCCAGCAAUGACUCGGCCGCCCUCACCUCCAACUACAUGGCCCGCGAUUCCUUCUCUCUCGACGACCCCGUGCCCAAGAGCCCGGCCGCCAACGACGCCGGCUUCUUCCAGUUGCCGCUGCAGGACCAGCGCAACUUCAUGCUCCUCGUCCUGCUCUACUUCCUCCAGGGCAUCCCCAUGGGCCUCGCCAUGGGCUCCGUCCCCUUCCUGCUCAAGAACCACAUGUCGUACAGCGAGAUUGGCGUCUUCACCCUCGCCUCCUACCCUUACUCGCUCAAGUUGCUCUGGAGCCCCUUUGUCGAUGCUGUCUGGAGCCCCCGCUUCGGCCGCCGUAAGACCUGGAUCGUCCCCAUCCAGUUUCUCUCGGGCUUCGGCAUGCUCUGGCUCGGCAGCCACGUCGAGACCAUGAUGGCCACCACGGGCAAGCCCGGAGGCCCCACCGUCUGGUCCUUUAUGUUAUGGUGGUUCUUCCUGGUCCUCAUGUGCGCAACGCAGGACAUUGCCGUCGACGGCUGGGCCCUCACUUUGCUCACCCCCAGCAACGUCUCCUACGCUUCGACCGCCCAGACCGUCGGCCUGACCGCAGGCCACUUCAUGUCCUACACCGUCUUCCUCGCCCUUAACGCUUCCGACUUUGCGAACAAGUGGUUCCGAUCCGUCCCCUCCGAUGACGGUCUCGUCUCCCUCGGCGGCUACCUGACGCUCUGGGGAUGGAUGUACAUCAUCGUCACCAUUGGACUCGGCUUCUUGAAGCGCGAGGAAAAGUCGCAAAAUGAGGAGGGUGUCUGGGAAGUAUACAAGAUCAUGUGGGGUAUCCUCAAGCUCAAGAACGUGCAAACCAUCAUCAUUGUCCACCUGAUUGCCAAGAUUGGCUUUCAGGCCAACGACGGCGUCACCAACCUCAAGCUCCUCGACAAGGGCUUCGGCAAGGAAAACAUGGCCCUGACCGUGCUGAUUGACUUUCCUUUUGAGAUUGGCCUCGGCUACUAUGCAGGCAUGUGGUCGCAAAAAUACGGUGCCAUGAGACUCUGGGGCUGGGGCUUUGUCGGCCGCCUCGGUGCGGCCCUCCUCGCCCAGCUCACCGUUGCCAUCUUCCCCGCGGAGGGCGUCACGACCUGGUAUCUCAUCAUCGUCAUCCUUGAGCACAUCAUCUCGACAUUUACCAACACCAUCAUGUUCGUCGCCGUCUCCGCCUUCCACGCCAAGGUCUCGGACCCCGUCAUCGGCGGCACCUACAUGACGCUGCUCGCCACCGUGUCCAACCUGGGUGGGACGUUCCCGCGAUACUUUGUGCUGCGUCUCGUCGACGUCUUCACGGUGGCCACCUGUCAUCCGGGCAAGCACGCGAGCAGCGCGAAGCUCAAAGGCCCCCUGGUGACGGAGGAGUUUUCCUGCGCCGUCCAGGCCGAGAAGGAGCGGUGCCAGAACGGCGGCGGCGUCUGCGAGAUGACGCGUGACGGAUUCUACUGGGUCAACAUCCUGUGCGUGCUCUUUGGCGCGGCUACCUUUUUCUGGUACAUCAAGCCCAAGGUGCGCCAGCUCCAGGCUCUACCUCUACGGGCGUGGAGGUUGUCGCCGGGCAAGCAAUAG
Cordyceps fumosorosea ARSEF 2679 is the source of this 1752-nucleotide messenger RNA. RefSeq names its product acetyl-coenzyme A transporter 1. The coding region runs from base 1 to 1752 and encodes 583 amino acids. Gene Ontology annotation, cellular component: membrane. The record is from RefSeq and is a predicted model, not a curated record. The transcript has a single exon. Gene Ontology annotation, molecular function: acetyl-CoA transmembrane transporter activity. NCBI's taxonomy places the organism in Eukaryota, Fungi, Ascomycota, Sordariomycetes, Hypocreales, Cordycipitaceae.